Molecule: messenger RNA, 2258 nt
Organism: Klebsormidium nitens
Lineage: Eukaryota; Viridiplantae; Streptophyta; Klebsormidiophyceae; Klebsormidiales; Klebsormidiaceae
Source: the annotation of a GenBank genome assembly
GAUUCACCUGAGUACUAAUGCAACGUCAGCACAGCGUCAGCUGGUUGGGCACCCUCAAGCACGCUUGCUAGCGUGUAUCCGAGUAACGUGAAUCGGGAUUCAGUUGUAACGCCUCUUGCGACUCAGCAGCUAGUCCAGUAUUGCACCGUCGCUUUGAAUUUCAUAGCGGGACGCAAAAGAAUGCCGGAGCCCAAGGUGCGGGUGACACUUGUCAUGUUGGUGGACUGCUGGUGCCAGUGGCUAUUGGCGGGCUUUGGACACCAGAACUUGGGGUCGAACUCCUUGGGGCUUUUGACAGGUGAAAUGCGGAUUAACCAAGUUUUGGCACAGGACAUGUCCUCCAUUCUUUCAGUAUCUCUGCGUGCUGCUGGCUCACAGAAUGGCUCCCGCCGUCUCUGCUCUGCUCAGCCUCUCGAGCGACGUCGUCAACCAGAUCCUGCAUCGCUUGAACAGCGAUGGCCGCCGGCAGAUGCUGUGCGUGUCGCGGGCAAUGCGCGAUGCUGUCCAGGAGUCCUUUCCACGGACGCGCAUUCAGGCCAAUGAGCUCGAUUCCCAGCUAGAGAUUGACACUUUGGUGCGACACCUGGCAGCGCGCAAGGGGGCCACUGUCAAGGAACUAGAGCUGGGGAGCAGAAUUGCGAGCAGCUCCACAAUCCUAGCCAGCCUGGGACGAAUGGUGGCGCCGUAUCAAGGCACGUUGGCGCGCCUGAAGCUCUACAUUCCGGAGAUGGAGGCGACCGACAUAGUACUGCUCUCGUGUGUCCUGGUGGGGUACUCGGAACUAGAGGAGGUGGUUUUGGAGGGAAAGAAGCUCAACAUGGUGCAAAGGCUGUGGGUGGACCGCCAGGCAGGCGUCCAGGAGACAAAGCACGUGGCGAUGUUCCCCUUUGCGAAGCUGGUCUUUGACUUUCCCCUCAUCUCCAGAAGCCAGGACAGCACCCUGUCAAUCUGUACAAUGGGGUCCUGGGGGGACAUUCUGACCCAGGAGGCGCCCCCCCCCUCUGCGGCGAGCGCCCCUGCCAAGCUGGAGUUCUUUGUCAAGCAGGCGAUGCAGAGCGAGGCGCACGGUGUGGAGGCCAGGCGCUGUGUGUUCCCCUCUGAGCUGAUCCCUGGUGUCAGCAACCUGCGGACGUGUCACUUUGUGGGGGACUUUGCGACUCGGUACCUGCGGUCGGAGACGCUCCAGGAGCUGGUGAUCAAGCUGCCUGUACGAGGGAAGGAUGUCAGCUUGCGAGUCCCUAGUCUACGGGUGUUGGACUGUGCGGGGGGAGCCGGUUUGUUCCUAAAGGCACACAGCUUGGAAGAGGUGACGGUGCGGGGGCCUAUGGGGUUUCUAGGGGGGUUAGAGGGUUGCAGUUUGAAGAAACUGGUAUUGGGAAAGAGCGACACUCUCUGGUCAUGUACUGACAUGCUGAAAAUUCUGCUUUGCGUACCCUCGGUAGAGACAACAGAGUUGUUAACCAGGGUGGUUAGCGAACCGGGGAAGAGUUUCUUGAGCUCCCUGCGCGUGUUCUCUCUCCGGCACGCGGUGAAGCAUCUAGUCUUCGGGGAGAGCGUCGUAGACAUCAUGAUGGGAGAAUUCAAUGCGGGGUAUGGUACAAGGGUGCGCUUUCAGGAGGCGCUCUCUCUGAGCAGUUUGAGAAGCGUUGUUCUGAACAUGGAAUACACAGGGAGGAUCAGCGAGUUCUUGCUAGCAGUGAGGGACGUUGUACAGAAGCUCACGGUUGUCAAGCACGGCAGCAAGCUGGAUUUGAAUGAAUUGGAUAGGUUGAGAAAGGUGUUUAAAAGGAUUAGUACGCAGGUCGAGGCCUGCCAACGGUGCUUGAUCGAAAAGAGCUGCUGCUGACAAAGAUGUGUAAGCCUGACCCGUCUUUGUCCUGUAACCUUGUAGUAGAUAUGUAGACAAGUAGACAUGCAUUGCAUACGUUCUUGCUAGCAUUUUGAAAAGGAUGUUGUACAGAACGGAAGCAAGCUGGAUUUCUAACAAUUGGAGAGGCUGAGAAGAAAUCUGAGAGGAAUGGUACGCAGGUUGAGGUGCUUGAAUAGAAAUAGCGCAUGCUGCUGACAAAGAGGUGCCAGCUUUGUACCGUAAGCUUGUAAUAGGCAUGUAGUCGUAAAGACUGGCAAGGAAAGACACGCGGUUUGAGUCCUUCGAAGAUCGUCAAAGACUGGAUCCCGGAACAUGCAUCAAGCUAGCUAGAUAUAAGAUGAAGAUCAACGGUUAGGUACCUAACAUGAAGAUCUAAACUAAAGUGCAU